Messenger RNA from Cooperia oncophora, 981 nucleotides. Lineage: Eukaryota; Metazoa; Nematoda; Chromadorea; Rhabditida; Trichostrongylidae. The record is from the annotation of a GenBank genome assembly.
AUGUCCACAGAUAUAUAUGAAGGAUUCAAUUUGUACAUAUUAGCUGAAAAAUUUUACAUUGAGCCUCGAGACCGAGAUGGAAAUCGUUUAUCGGACCAAUACCUCGAAAUUGAUCGCCACACCAAUCACAUACGAGUAUCAGACCUAUCCACAUCACGUAUCCCUCUUCACGAUGCGGAUAUACAGUACAUUUAUGGCGUACUUGGCGUAAUUCCAAUUGUUUCUGGUAUGGCUUUAAUAGUGAUUAAAAAAGCUCGCUUGGUUGGUAAGUUGAAUGGGCAUUCCAUAUGGACAAUUACUGAGACCGAUAUUAUUCCCUACAAGAAAACGACUUUACAUCUGACCGAGAAACAGAUAUGGUAUAAUCGCCAUUUCACGGAAAUGUUGCAAAGCGUGAUGGCUACCACUGGUUUUUACUUCUCUUACUCCGUUGAUCUCUCACGAUCUCUUCAAUGGUUGAGCGAAAACGGGAACUCCAUCGCGGAUUCUCGAUUUAUAUGGAAUAGCUACCUUCUGUCCCAACUGCGCUCAGUACAAGGGAUUGCACGAUUCGCUUUGCCUGUUAUGCACGGAUUCUAUGGAGAAGUUCAUCAUUGCGUGAAUGGGACUCAGUUCAAAUUGUCAUUAAUUUCGAGGCGAAGUAGAUACAGGGCAGGAGUACGCUUCUACAAGCGAGGUGUAAGUAGUGACGGACACCCAGCUAACUUCGUGGAGACGGAACAAAUUGUCGAAACGAUAUCGGGCAGGGGCCGAAGGUUAACUUCUUUCCUGCAGACACGCGGUUCAAUUCCUCUAUUAUGGUCUCAGCGUCCCAAUCUUAAAUGGCAGCCAAUGCCUACUAUGAAACCCAGUGACGAUCAACUUUCGGCGUACGUAAAGCAUUUCGAACACCAGAAGAAGACUUAUGGAGGCCAACAUGUAAGUCAUUGGUUGUGGUUAUCCCACAAACUAACCCGCCCUCAGCUUCAAGUGAAAAAGUGA